UUUUGGGUCCUUGGCUCCCUCGGGUGAUAUCCGAUCUCCAAAUCGGGAAGAUGGAGAGUUCAGGGGGAUCGGGCGAUUGUGGAGUGGGGCUGGGGCUCGGGGUGGGAUCCAUCGUCUGGGUCCGCCGCAGGAACGGCUCGUGGUGGCCUGGCAAGAUACUCGGCCCCGACGAGCUCUCCACUGCUCACCUCACGUCCCCCCGGGCCGGCACUCCCGUCAAGCUCCUCGGAAGAGAAGACGCCAGUGUGGAUUGGUACAAUCUGGAGAAAUCUAAGCGGGUGAAAGCUUUCAGGUGUGGUGAAUUUGAUGAGUGCAUUGAGAGGGCAGAAUCCUCUCAGGGCAUGCCAAUUAAGAAAAGAGAGAAAUAUGCUCGUAGAGAAGAUGCCAUCCUCCAUGCGCUUGAACUUGAGAAGGAAAUGCUGAAGAAGCAAGGGAAAUUUGAUAUUGAGUCUAAGUUUGUGGGAGGUAAUUCACCCACUUCUGCCAAAAAGGGUUUAAUUGCAUCUUCAGAAAUCCUGGAAAAUGGCAAUGAUGAGCUUGAAAAUCCUGUGUCACCUCAUUUUACCCGGAGAUUGGGAGUCUCGGCUAAAGACAACUUUAUGAGUGGUUCUUCAUUAUUCCUAGAAGACAAGGUUGGAGAGGAGGUUAGGCAGGACGAUGGUCUUCCAGAAGGUGUACCCAGGAUGAGAGGCUUGCAAGAUUUCGGCCUGAAGAUUGCCCCCUCAAAGCGUAAGCAUUCAAUGACGUGGAAACCUAAGACGGUGAAUCGUGAUGCUCAUGCUCAGUCAGAAUCUGAGGAGGUGGGUGUUUUCCGAGCAAAAAGGAGCAAAAUUGUGUACUUUCCCACGGGCCUUUCUGAUUCUCUGGAUGAUAAAGAAACUCCCCGUGGCAGAACGGAGAUUUUGCCUUCUGUUUUGCGAGAGGGUAGCCGUGAUGCUAAUCUGAUGGCACAGGGUACCUCCGGGAUCUCUGAAUCUUCUGAUACGGGUUCUACGGAAUCUGAUUUAUCUGAUUCAGAGUCAGAUUCUUCAGAAACUGAAGAGGAUGCUGAUGAAGAGACAACUUCUUUUUCAGAACCAGAACGGGGUCCUUUUGGAAUACAUGAGGCACGAGUACAGCAUGAUAGCAUGAGCAGUGAGGAGCCGGAAGACUCGGCUUUUUCUGGCGAUACUUCUCAUUUGUUUCCCCGAGAUACUAUCUCUGCUAAUGAAGCUGUGUCCAAAUGGCAAUUGAAAGGGAAAAGGAAUAUUCGCAACGUUGCUAAGAGGCAUUCAGAUGCUACAGAGGGAACACCUUCUGAUGGAAGGAGAGUCAGUUCUAGGCGAAGGGCACCCAUAUGGAGAUCUGGUGAGUAUAGAAAUUAUGACUUCACUUUUGAUGACGAUGAUGAAGAGAAGGAUCUCGAGAAUGAGGUCUUUGGUUUGGAUCAUGAAUACAUAUUGACCCCUAGAGCUGCAUCUAGAGAUCGAGGUUUCCGCAGUUGGAGCAUGGUUGGUUUUGAAGACAUGUAUUGCGAAGGGGAACGCUAUAAUCCUGUCUUGGUUGGCCAACAUCAAUUAGGUGGGAACGGUAGAGGCAUGUUGGUAGAAGUGGAUUUAAAAGUCCAUGUUACCUACCAAAAAGGACGGGUGCCAAUCAUUUCCAUGACUAGCAAGUUAAAUGGCAACUCAAUUAUUGGGCACUCAAUCCAAAUAGAAGCAAUAGAAGAUGGUUCGACUGAGCAUCUUUUACCUGCAAAUUAUGACGAUGACGAUGGAGCAAUUGACUCUAAUGGCAUAACGACAGUUCCAUCAGCAUGGAAGACCGCUAGGAGGACAGCUAAUUUUCGAAUCCCACGUCCUCAUCGAUCAUCAGCAUUUGAUGGUUGUGAAGAUGGGGGAGAGUCUCUCCUUUUUGGUCAGGAAGGAAGAUCACAGAAGAAUGUAAGUGCAGGAAAUUUCGGUCGCAAAGGUGUCCUCGUGAGGAAGGCCUUCCCUCAGGUUCCUCCGCCUCAGUCUGAUAAGAAACUUUCAGGAAAAUCUUCCAAGAGAGCAGGCUUGUCAUCUAGCCAGAAAAUAAGAACGCUAUCUUCGAUUGCUCUUGAGCCAAAUCUAGGUAACAAGUCCAUGCAUGAUAGCUUCGACUCUGCCAUUGUUGGAAUAAUUAAGCCGAAUUCAUCGGGACCAACCACAGUAGCUUGCAUACCUGUAAAAUUAGUAUAUAGUAGGUUACUUGAGAAGAUUAAUAGGCCGCCAUCUAAAGCAGUUAUGAAUGCAGUUCGAUUCAAUGGUGAAACAGAGAAAAGCGGAUCAUAGGUACUUGUAUAUUGCGUAUUUUCAGGUGCAAUAUCUAUACCCUAACAGAGUUUUUAUUGUUUUC
Messenger RNA from Syzygium oleosum, 2358 nucleotides. RefSeq lists its product as uncharacterized. The transcript is spliced from 4 exons. The record is from RefSeq and is a predicted model, not a curated record. NCBI's taxonomy places the organism in Eukaryota, Viridiplantae, Streptophyta, Magnoliopsida, Myrtales, Myrtaceae. The coding region runs from base 51 to 2294 and encodes 747 amino acids.